Messenger RNA from Penicillium brevicompactum, 2004 nucleotides. RefSeq lists its product as uncharacterized. Gene Ontology annotation, cellular component: nucleus. Gene Ontology annotation, biological process: DNA-templated transcription; positive regulation of transcription by RNA polymerase II. NCBI's taxonomy places the organism in Eukaryota, Fungi, Ascomycota, Eurotiomycetes, Eurotiales, Aspergillaceae. Gene Ontology annotation, molecular function: sequence-specific DNA binding; zinc ion binding. The transcript is spliced from 4 exons. The record is from RefSeq and is a predicted model, not a curated record. Bases 1 to 2004 code for a protein of 667 amino acids.
AUGUACAAGGUGCACGCGAUUGUCGCUACCGUGCAAGUACAAUGCAGCCUAUUCUCGGGGGUUACCCCCGAACCUCUACCGGCCUCGCCCAGCCCGCAUGCAGCAGACGAGCGAGGUGCAUUUGAUGCCGAGUGCAGGCGCACUUCCAGCAGCCCUCAUUCGCGCAGUGCUCGGGAUUUGAAGAACAGCGGUCUACCUACAAAACCAAACCAUCACAUUCCAUCAUCGCGGCACUCGCCCGAGCCUGGAUCAACUGACCUUGAGGGUAAUUAUCUUGGUCCCUCUUCUGGCGUAUCGUUCAUCAAUCGUGUCUGGAGUCGUCUGCACCAGGACGAAACGCGUUAUCCGGGUGAGCAUCAAUAUGAAUCGUCACAAAAUACGGCGGUGUUCAUGUUUGGCGAUAAACCUUACGUUCACUCACCGGAAGCUGAAUUUACCCUCCCGUCUUUGGAGAAGGCUUUAGAGCUAGUGGGCAUUUAUUUCGAUUUCUCGAUGGUGACUUAUCGCUUCAUUCAUCGGGGUAAUGUCGAAGAAUGGACCAGGCAGGUCUACCAACACAAUAUCAGUCUCGCCAACCUUCCUAUAGGCAAUAUGGUGGCUAGAACUGCUAUAGUUCUCAUGAUCUUUGCUGUGAGCAAUCUAUACAUGGAACUGAGGCCUGGUGGAGUGCCAGGAGGACGAAGUGAAAGUGAGCUUUGGUUCGCAGCCUCCAAGUAUAUGUCUUCUCUUGAAGUUGGGCCACCGCGAUUGGAAACGAUACAGGCUCGACUAUGUCAAUGUCUCUACCUGCUGUCCUCCUCGCGCGCCAACGAAUGCUGGUACUCAUUCGGCACGACCACACAGCUUGUCACUGCGCUUGGUUUGCACAGGAGGCUGUCAGGCAAGCUGUCUAAAAACGGAGGGUCGUGUUUGGAGCUGGAGCUUCGAAGGCGCAUCUUUUGGAGCGUGUAUACUUUAGACAAAUAUCUAAGUAUAAUGUUUGGAAGACCUCGAUUGUUACACGAUGAGGAUAUCGACCAAGACCUUCCCGACGAGAUGAAUGAUGAUGAUUUAUUGGAAGAAGAUCCGACCCGUCGUACAGGAUCUACAGAUAGCAUGAUGAUCGCUUCUGUUCUUCAUUAUCGCAUCUAUCCCAUAUCUCGAGACUCUCCCCUCGAAACCGCCGUCAGACUAACCUCGGAGCUUGAAAAAUGGAAAGAAACAGUUCCGCCUUUGUUCAACAGCGUCCGCCCAUCCAGCCUGAUCCCGCCCCUUUGCCGCCAAAGUCAAGUUCUUCAACUUGCAUAUUCACACGCCAUGAUCCACGUCACGCGUUCAUUCCUUCUCAGCGACUUUACGGACCUCAGCCGUAGACCCAAAGUUCCACAUCCAAUGGUCAGCUCUCAUGUUCACAAAUGCAUACAGGCUGCUGAGGACAUCAUGACCAUAAUCGAUGAUCUCGCGCAGCAAAACGUGCUCAUCCAUUCAUUCUGGUUUACACACUAUGUAUGCUUUUGUGCUAUCCUAGUCGUUUAUAUCCAUACAAUUCAACAAUAUCGAACGUCGAUGGGGGCAUCAAGUUCAGUUUCCGUUUCCUCAGCCGCAAGUCCCGGGGAUCCUGAUAAGCUGCGUGUGCUUUUUUCACUGGCUGAAACUUGCCAAAAGCAUCUUGCCGAAGCCACACGGAAGAAUUGCCCCAGUCGACGUUACGGGAUCAUUCUUGAAGAGCUGAGACAGGAGGUCCAUCGGCAGGUUGGCUCAAAUGAGUUCUGGAUUGACAUGGGUCAUCCCGCUGAACAUUAUCAGCCCCGUUUGUCAGAGUCCGCCGAUCAUGCGGCUGUCCGUCCAGAUGCAUUAGACACUCCGACGGAGGGGUUCCCCGCCAUGCAGCCAGCCGAAUUGGGAUUUAAUACAGGAGACGAUGUGGGAUUUCUUGAAAGUCUGGAAGGGUCGGUUUGGUGGGCUCAGCUUGAUUCAUGGGCUUUGUCUAAUUUUCCCAACGAUCUUUCGACUUUUAACUUUUGA